Ceraceosorus guamensis is the source of this 3237-nucleotide messenger RNA. RefSeq names its product WD40 repeat-like protein. Gene Ontology annotation, biological process: positive regulation of transcription by RNA polymerase I; positive regulation of rRNA processing. Gene Ontology annotation, cellular component: nucleolus. The transcript is spliced from 4 exons. Lineage: Eukaryota; Fungi; Basidiomycota; Exobasidiomycetes; Ceraceosorales; Ceraceosoraceae. Bases 1 to 3237 code for a protein of 1078 amino acids. The record is from RefSeq and is a predicted model, not a curated record. Gene Ontology annotation, molecular function: RNA binding; protein binding.
AUGCCCGCCCUUUCUGCACCUCAGGCUGAAGGCUCCAAGGUCAAUUCGAAAACGUCUCGACAACGCAAGCAUGCUAAAGUCAGCUUCUUGAGAGAGGAGGGAUCACCUAGAAGUGCCCCUGCACCUGCCUCAGCAGCCAUCGAGCCAGUAGCGUCGGCGUCGGCGUUGGCGUCCUCGUCCACCGAGCAAGCAAAGGAUGAGAGGUCGAAUCAGCGACCAAGUGCGGUUUCGAAACACACUGAUGGCACACUCGAAGAUCCCCCGAAGCGCAAAUCUGCGGGCAGAGGGCGCAUCGUAGAGGGACUGGCGGCGUUACCAUGGACCGCGCUUGCGGAGAGCCAAGUGUCGAGCCACCCCGCCGUCUUUACCAGGGACAACGACUACUACUUUGUGGCUACGGGCAACUCUGUCCGCAUUUUUGCGCGCUCGACAGGCGAGGUAGUCUCAACACUCUCUGUUCAGACCUCUGGAAGUGGAAGCUCGCAGCCACGGCGGAGAGCCGACUUGGUGCACACAGCUCGUAUCACAGCGAUAGCCUUACACCCUACAAAUCCUCUGCAGCUCGUCAGCGCAUCUAUGGAUGGUACUUUGAAGGUCUGGGACUACCUUGACGCCACGCUCUUGAGAUCCGUCGACCUCAAAUUUCCAAUCACCCAUCUGGCCCUCAGUCGGCACCACCCAGAGCACGCAUUCGUCGUUUUGAGGAAGCCCCGAGGGGAGGGAAAUGCGCAGGAGAAGGCUGAAGAUGCUUUCUUGAGCAAGGGCCCUUUCAACUCCAUCACUACCUCUUUGCUGCUCAACAGCGCAACCGCCACAUCGCAUCCAGGUGCAUCCAAGCCGAGUGAUGUUCAUCGUCUAGGUAAAAGUCGAGAUGCUGCUGGAAUAUCCAUUUCUCCCGACGGCAGGUACUUGGUCUUGAUUGGCAAUUGCAAGAUUUCUAUCGCCAAGUUCGCUGCAUUGCAGGAUGGCUUUACGAAAUUCAUCACCGACGAGAGCUUGACGUGUCUUGCAUUCCACCCAACAAACGGAACAUUCGCGACGGGCGAUCAGCGGGGACGAAUACGUAUCUGGCACAUGCUGAAUUUGCCGCCCGGGGAGCUGAAAGGGGCUGCAUUUGGAGAACGAAAAGCUCCCAAUACUCUUUUGCAUUGGCAUUCUCAUGCAGUUGCAGGGCUUGCAUUCACCCCUAAUGGCGCUCAGCUUGUGUCGGGCGGCGAAGAGGCGGUGCUUGUCCUAUGGCAAUUGGCCACAGGUCAGAAGGAGUUCGUGCCCCGAAUUGGGGCCCCCAUCGCUUCUGUGGCACUGGCGGGUGGUUUGGAGGGCAGGGGUCUAGAGUACGCAGUCAGACUAGCGGACGGAAGCAUGACGUUUGUCAGCUCUGUAAACCUCAAGCCUCAGAGGACAUUCACAAGGGUCAAGGUUGACGCGUCAAGAAAGCUCCUUCCACCCACCCAAUUGAUCUCCCUGCCUGUGCCGCUGGCAACGCAGCCAGGUACAGGGACGCUGAUUAUGCCUGCAGGUCAUCCCUCAAGUCUCCAAUUUUACGACCCAAUCAACGACCGACAUUUAGCAGAAAUUGAGAUCACCCCAUCCAAUAGGGUAUCGAGGCCUGACGACGCGCCUUUGGAACCUACCAGAGUGCUCAAGGUGACUUUCUCGCACGGCGCACACAGCGAUCGCACCCCAGCGGACUGGAUGGCGACUUACGAAGCGCGUCUCCUUGACGAAUUAGAGACGGAACGAUGUUUGAAGGUCUGGAAGUGGGAUCAUCCGACAGGCCGAUAUGGUUUGAAUACGCGCAUAGCAGACCCGCACGCCGCCGGUCUUACUGCCCUCAGCUUCUCGCCGGCCUCGCCUCGUCGUGCAAGAGGUACGAAGCCGGAACCGAUUCUUUGUACCGCGGCAAAAGAUGGCCAGAUGAAGACUUGGCGCCCGACCGCUCGAAAAGCAAAGGGAGGUGCCGCAUACACCUCAUGGUCUGCCCGUUCCGUCUUUGGGUAUCGGGGCUGCGUAGCCCACAACGUCGCAUGGUCAAGUGACGGAUCGUUACUGGCUGCAGCUCAAGGAGCGUUCGUGACGGUGUGGGAUGUGCAAACGAAUAUCCUGCAGACCGCUCUUCCUUGCGAGGAUGCUCAGCCAGCAAGCGACACCCUCUUCGCUGGGCUGGGUGACAGGUUCCUGGUCGCAACUAGCCGCCGAUCCAUCAUGGUCUGGGAUCUCAUCACAGGUCGGACAGCUUGGCAGCUGAGCGUUGCGCAUCGCAUCGACCAGCUCUUUGCACCCGCCCAAAGUGGUCAAGCCUUUGCGAUCAUACUCAACAUGCACUCACAAGCACAACAAAGGCAUAUCUCUGUCGUGCAGACCUUUGAACCCACGUCUUCUCGUGCCCUAUCGGCCUUUGAAUUACCUUUUGGUAUUCGCACGCUGGCACCGGUCUGGUCUCACCACACGCCAUCUGGCCCAGAUACCGAUGCUCGGCAGGACAUGUUCGGGCCGGUCUUCUACGCCAUUACAACUGAUCUGCAGGUUGUUGCAGUUGGCAGCACGGCACGUACGACACAGAGUUCUGGAUCGACGGCCCGGCCGCUGCACAGCAUCUCUGUCGCACGUCGGACACUGUUUGAUGAUCUCUUUGGGUCGAGCGUUUCGCAGCUCCACUCGAUCGAAGCUCCUCCUUCGGCCCUCUCCGCUAGCAAAGACGUAUUUGCUCUCUUUGACGCGCCAGCUCACCUUCUCCCGCCCCUGAGCUCCAUACUCGAUCCUUUUACUUCUGCGCUGAUGCCGGCGCAUGAGGUUGCGAGCAACAAGGUUGGAGAGGUCGAAAGAGAGCAACAAGGGUCUACGGCUGCAAAGACAGAGGAAGAAGAAGCGCGUGCCGCAGACGGAUCCAUGACCAGGCAAGAGCCCACGCAGCAGGACAUUGACGAGCUAGUCCAGCUAUUCCGGGAUCACGUCUCGGCGACGACAGAUUCUUCAACCGCCUUUGAGACGGAGCCCAAGUCGAAUGGCCACAUGACUCAGUCUGUGCGGGACGAAAGCGACCUCGAUACAUCGGCCGCCAACCGAGAAGCAGCUUUAAAUGGGAGAUCGGCCACAAAGGCAGUCAAACACGCUUUGAAGGCUGGGCCAGCCUCGCUUCGCUCGCGGUCAACAAACGGAUCAUCGAUGUCGACGGAGCCACCGACACCAUCACUGAAAGUCUCCAAGAAGCGGAAGCAAAGUGUCGGAGGGCGCUAG